AUGCCUAUCAUAACCGUUGGUAAAGAAACUAACUUAUGGCAAGACAUAUGUUCCGAAUUUGCCACUAAACGUGCACAAGCUGAAACAGGUGCUAUAUCGACAUCGUUUUUGAAUUUCGAAAAAAAAUAUCCUGACAAUAGUGAAAUAAAAAAACCAUUAACAGAUAAACAAAUAUAUGAUCCAUCGAAACAUUCACCUGUUUUUUGUAAUUAUUCAUAUAAUCAUGUUACAAUUGAUGAUAUAACACAAAUUCAAAUCGAUACACGCAUAUCUCAUCCAGCUUGUAUUAAUUAUGCCUUGAUACCUAUAGACCAUAUUCAACGAGAAUUAACAAGAUCGACAACUCUUGUUCAUCGUCCAAUAACACCUAUAAAAAAAGGUCCAAAAGAACUGUCAACUAUUGAAUAUCUUGAAAAAUUUGUAUAUCCAAUAUUAUUAAAAGGUAUUGAACAAUUAUUAAUUGAAGCCGAAAAACGAAAAUGUCUAGAACGUAAACGUAGUGCUUUUAAUGCCCUUGAUUAUUUAACACGUUAUUUAUUCUAUAAAAAUCCUUUACGAAUUAAUUUAUCUGAAGAAAAAAAUCAACAAUUAUCUGAUAUUGAUCAAUCAUUAGAAAAUAUUCCAUUUGUUCAUACGCAUUUUGAACAACAUCCACGUGCUCCAUUACCUAAAUCACUUUUAUGGAGCGAAGAAGAAGCUGCGUUAAUAAUUCAAUCAUUUUAUCGUGGCUAUCGUAUACGAAAACAACCUGACGUACAAGAACUACGACAAUGGCAACGUGAAUGGCGUGAUGCAAAUAGAAAUAUUCAUGAUGUUGUAGAAGAUUUUUGGCGACAACAUACAUCAUCACCACCUGUUUAG
Molecule: messenger RNA, 861 nt
Organism: Rotaria socialis
Lineage: Eukaryota; Metazoa; Rotifera; Eurotatoria; Philodinida; Philodinidae
Source: the annotation of a GenBank genome assembly